GUCAAAUCAGGUGACGGGACUAUAAGGUUCGUAAAUCCCACAUAACAGUGUGUUUUAUAACUGUGUGAUGAACGGCUGUCUUCUACGUCAGCUCUAGAUUUUAAAAUGAAUAGUUAUAAAAGAAAAUUCACGUUGGAUAUUCCCACGAUGCCAUCGUCGUCGGUGACGUCAACAUCGCUGGAGGUUUUUCGACGCCGAAAUUCACAAACUGAGUACGAACAGCGCUUUAAUGACCCUCUUCCGUCCUUUCAGAGCGAAGAACUCCGAGCUGAUCUGGAAAACGGUUGCACAAACUCAACGAAAAAAGUUGGCUGGCCAAAUUCCAAAGAUGACUACGUCUUGGCCGAAGUUAUUGGUGUCGGGGCUACAGCUGUUGUACAUUCUGCCUUUUGCAAGCCUCGCAAUGAAAAAUGUGCCAUAAAACGAAUAAAUCUGGAAAAAUGGAAUACCAGCAUGGAAGAGCUCCUAAAAGAAAUUCAGGCUAUGUCUUCAUGCCAUCAUGAAAAUGUUGUUACAUAUUUUACAUCCUUCGUUGUUGGGGAAGAACUAUGGCUUAUCCUCAGGCUUCUCUCGGGAGGUUCCUUGCUUGACAUAAUUAAGCAUAGAAUGAAAGCGACUGAUUGCCGUCACGGUGUUUUUGAUGAAGCGACUAUUGCAACAGUACUAAGAGAAGUUCUCAAAGGACUGGAAUACUUUCACAAUAAUGGCCAGAUACACAGGGACAUUAAGGCUGGAAACAUUCUGCUGGGAGAAGAUGGUACAAUUCAAAUUGCUGAUUUUGGAGUUUCGUCAUGGCUGGCAACCGGUGGAGACCUGAGUAGGCAAAAGUCAAGACAUACUUUUGUUGGAACACCUUGCUGGAUGGCACCAGAAGUUAUGGAACAAGUCACGGGUUAUGACUUUAAAGCCGACAUCUGGUCCUUAGGCAUCACCGCUAUUGAACUAGCCACGGGUACUGCGCCCUACCACCGUUAUCCUCCUAUGAAGGUAUUACUACUGACCUUGCAAAAUGAUCCUCCUUGCCUAGAAACGGGCACAGAAGAGCGUGAUCAGUACCGAGCUUAUGGAAAAAGUUUUAGAAAACUCAUUGUUGAUUGCCUUCAAAAAGAUCCCACCAAACGGCCUACUGCCACUGAAUUGCUCAAGCAUCCUUUCCUGAAAAAGGCCAAGGACAGGAGGUAUUUGGUACAAACCCUGAUUGCCCAAGCUCCAUCUUUAGAGGCACGGUCUCAGAAGACUCGUAGCUACCGAAAGGCCCCCGGGGCGUCUGGACGAUUGCACCGAACUGAAGCGGGUGACUGGAUCUGGUCUUCGGACUCGGAAGAUGAAGCACACUCGAACGACGAUUCGGACGAUGAGGGACAAUCAGAGAAACCUCCAAACCCUCUGAUUCAAAAGGAGCUGUCUCAGCAACAGCAAAGUGAUUCUAGAGCUUCCGACACACAUUUAUCCGGCAGUAGCACAAGCAGCUGCGCAAGUGCCAUUAGUGAACCUGAGGAUGCUGGACAUCGGCCUUUACCAGCUGCUCCACCGUUCGCCCCCGAACCGUUGCCGACGCAGUCUCAAGCGGCUCUUGUUGGCGAACUUGACCCUAUUAAUUUAGUUUUAAGAAUGAGAAAUGCAAAACGAGAGCUUAACGACAUCAGAUUUGAAUUUUCCGUUGGACGUGACUCAGCUGAUGGAAUUGCUUCAGAACUCGUUGCUGCAGGACUUGUAGAUGGCCGGGAUUUGGUUGUCAUUGCAGCCAACCUUCAAAAGAUCCUUGAUGGGCUUCCGAUUACGACGAGUGUGACAUUUGGUUUGAGUUCAGGAUGCGUUGGAAACGAGGUACCGGAUGACAGAACGCUAGUUGGAUUCGCUCAGCUUUCCAUCGCUGAAUGAAUUAGCCCAUUUGUUUGCCUGCUACUGCCGAUUUUGAGUGCUUAUUAUACUUUUUAAUUUAACAAUUCCCCAAGAGUAGUCAUCAUUUUGGUCUUUUGGGAAGCCUUCUGGUGGAAGAAUUUAGGUUGAAGGCAUUUUUUUUCCUGUUUUUGCAUCCUAUAACAUGCCGUCUGACGUUUGUGCAACAAUAGCUUGUAUAUGAUGAUCCAUUUUAAUGACAUUGUGACGUUGACUUGCCCACCCUACCCCUAAUUUCGUGCACUGCUUUCCUGUUGUUCAUUUCAACGAAUUGCCAGUUUGUCUAGAUCGAACAAGAAGAGGCGCUUCAACAAUUGCUGUUCUGCGCACGCAUUUACUCAAUACCCGGCUUGCCCGUGACCUGACACAACAGGCGUGCAACUGCAUCGAACUUAUCUUAAGAUGUGUAAUUUCAAUGCAUUCAAUACAAAGGCUAGUACACUAAAA
Molecule: messenger RNA, 2346 nt
Organism: Daphnia magna
Lineage: Eukaryota; Metazoa; Arthropoda; Branchiopoda; Diplostraca; Daphniidae
Gene: fray
Product: serine/threonine-protein kinase OSR1
Exons: 17
Coding region: 106-1881 (591 amino acids)
Biological process (GO): protein phosphorylation
Molecular function (GO): ATP binding; protein serine/threonine kinase activity
Source: RefSeq, a predicted model, not a curated record